UAUUUCAUCUUAGGUAGAAUAAUUUUUGGGUUACUGAAUUUUACGGUCUAUACACUUCAGGAAUGUAAUAAAGUUUACAUACUUGUGGAUAGAACAGUGAAAAUAAAUUUGAGUAUUUACAAUUUAUAUUCAAGCAGGAUAUUACCACUGAUUAAUAAUGGAUGUCCCCGGUAAAAAGGCAUCUCAGAAAUUCUCAUCUACACUAUCUCAAGGUGGUGCUGAAGAUUUUGACAUUUAUUGUGAAAUAUGUGACAGAGCUGAUAUCAGGCUUCCUGCCUUUGGUUACUGUGUAGAUUGUGAGGAACACUUAUGUCAAUCCUGUUUCAAAACUCACAUACUACCAAAACCACUACGCCAUCACCAACUUUUAGAUAAAGAUCACAUGCCACACAAACAAGAACUCCAAAGAUCAUCAAAAUUUACUUCCAGUUCACAGACUGGUAAUCUUACAAAGCCUUGUUCUAAACACACCAAAGAAGUGAUCAAAUUCUACUGUCAUGACCAUAAUGCUCUUUUAUGUAGUGUUUGUGUGACCCUUGAACACACACCAACAUCCUGUCAUGUGGACUACAUACCUGAUAUAUCAGGGCAGAUUUUAGACAGCACCGAGUUCAAGGAAACUCUGAAAGAUACUGAUAAAUUGACAAACAAAUGCUCCCAGAUUACAAGUGGCCUGAAACAAAGAGUUGCGAAAUCAACAACUUCUCUUAAAGAUGCUAUAGCAAAAAUCGAAAACUAUAGAAAAAAGAUAAACAAGAGAUUAGAUGAACUAGAAAAGGAGGUAAAAGAUGCUGCUUUUACAAUCCAACAUGACAACAACAAGAAGUUGAGAACAACAGAAACAACAUGUGAUGACAUUGACAAAGAACUUCAAGCAUCAGCUGAUACUCUAAAACAUCUCAAUGCAAACAAGAAAACUGACCAAUUGUUUACUGAACUUAAGAUAGCUCAACAACUGAUUCAAGAUAAUAACAAUAUAAUAUCACAACUACCGACAAUCAAUGACAUAGAUGAGUACAUCUUUGAACCAAAUCAAGCUAUCAAGAAAGUCAUUCAGGAUGAGAAAUCAUUGGGAACAUUGGGCAGUAAGAAGCUAAAGCAGCCAGCUGAACCAAAGAAUCAAGGUGCAGUAGCAAUGGAAUUGUCUACCCAUAGACGAAUUUAUGCUAAAACAUCCUCGGGUGAAAAGAAUUGUUGGAUUUCUGGUAUAGCUGUUUCUCCUCAAAAUCAAUUAUUUGCUGCAGAUUACUAUAAUGACUCUUUUAAAAUGAUAGACAUCAAUAGUGGAACAAUAAAACAACUAAAACUUGGCUCAAAACCCUGGGAUAUCACCAUGGUCACCACAGAUUCCCUUGCUGUUACAUUACCAGACAGUAAAACAAUACAGUUCAUUUCCUUCUCCCCAGACUCACUCUCACUGAAGAAUAAACUGAAGGUAGAUGGAGAGUGUUAUGGUAUCAGUCAUCAUCAGGGAAAACUUGCAGUCACAUUUGCAAAUCCUGGUAAACUCCAAAUCAUGGACUUGAAAGAAAAUACUGAAGUUACAGUUGAAGAAGAUUCCAAUGGUUACAAUAUUUUCGGGAAACCUUGGUAUGUCACAACAAACAGUCAUUCAAUCUAUAUAUCCGAUGAUAGUAAUGAUGAAGUUCUACGAUUUAACUGGCAGGGAGAGAUGAUAAGAGCAGUAGGAAUUAGACGACCAAGGGGUAUAACACUAUUAGAUGAUGGGUCUCUCUUAGUGAAUGGUUACGCAACUAAUUGUAUAUAUAGAGUAAGUGGUGAAUGUAAAGACAGUAAAAUUAUACUGAAGGAUGUAGAUAGACCUUAUGCUGCAUGUUGGUGUGCUGAAACUAGUACACUUUGUGUUAGUAGCUUUAUGGAGGACAGUGGUGACAAUUAUAUCAAAGUGUAUAAAAUGAUGUAAAAGACAUGAAAUGAUAUGACAUGUCACUAACUAUGGGAUAAACACAUCAGAUCAUUAUCAUUCAUUCAAUAUUUAAUUAUAGAAAUUAUUGUAACAUGAUAUAACACAUAACUUUAGUCCUGUUGAUUUAUAGAUAUACAGAUGUGUUAUUAUUUUCAUAAUAUAAAUAAGAUGUUUAAUAUUUAUAUAUACAACAUUUAUUUUUAUUUUUCAUUUUUAUCACUUAACAUAAAGGUGAAGUAUAAUUCUUCAAUGAUCAAUUUUAGAAUUUAUGUGAUAUAAAGGAUAAUUAUUUUUUAUUGAUGUAUUCUUACACAGCAAUAGAAUUUUACAAAAAAUAAAGAAGAUGUAAUAUUGAUUGUGAUUUUGUGAAAAUUUAAGAUUAAGUUAUUGCACUAAAUAUAUGUGACUAAAGAAGUGACUGAAAAAAUGCAGAACAUAUCAAUGUAGAUCUAAAUUAAGUAUUACAUAUCAAGUUUUGUACAUAAUCAUCAUGAAAAUGUCAAUAAAAUAAUCUUAUAAUUGUUAUUUUGUAUAGCAUAUUGUUUGUUUAUAGUCAUCAUUUCAUGGUACAAACACAA
Molecule: messenger RNA, 2505 nt
Organism: Ruditapes philippinarum (Manila clam)
Lineage: Eukaryota; Metazoa; Mollusca; Bivalvia; Venerida; Veneridae
Product: E3 ubiquitin-protein ligase TRIM71-like
Exons: 2
Coding region: 158-1924 (588 amino acids)
Biological process (GO): positive regulation of DNA-templated transcription
Cellular component (GO): nucleoplasm; chromatin
Molecular function (GO): zinc ion binding; ubiquitin-protein transferase activity
Source: RefSeq, a predicted model, not a curated record